Molecule: messenger RNA, 1108 nt
Organism: Medicago truncatula (barrel medic)
Lineage: Eukaryota; Viridiplantae; Streptophyta; Magnoliopsida; Fabales; Fabaceae
Product: OPA3-like protein
Exons: 4
Coding region: 245-754 (169 amino acids)
Biological process (GO): regulation of lipid metabolic process
Cellular component (GO): mitochondrion
Source: RefSeq, a predicted model, not a curated record
GGAGUACGUCAUUUCAUCAGAACGCAAAAAGUAUUUUAUUUUUGUUUUGAAUCCAUUGACGAGUUCGUACUAAAACUCGUUCUUUCAACUACUUGGAUCUUGGUCAUCAAGAAAACAUACAUAACUUAUCAAUGUCAAUUUCAAAACCACCCAACACUUUCAUUAUUAAUUAAAGUCAUAGUCUUAUAAUUAUCAUUACAUUUAGUAGAUUAGAGACCCAUUUCAUUUCAUUUCAUUUGAGAAGAUGCUUCCACUAUUGAAGCUUGGAACGCUAGCGUUGAAAACUCUGAGUAAACCAUUAGCUGGUAAACUCAAACAACAAGCUGCUAUUCAUCCCAGAUUCCGUCAACUCAUCGUUAAUAUGGCUCAGAGUAAUCAUCAAAUUACAACAAAGAUGCAAAGGCGUAUAUAUGGACAUGCAACGGAUGUUGAGAUUCGCCCUUUGAAUGAGGAAAAAGCUGUUCAAGCUGCUGUAGACCUUAUUGGAGAACUCUUUGUCUUCUCGGUGGCAGUUGCUGUCUUGAUCUUUGAGGUACAAAGAAGUGCUAGAUCUGAAGCACGGAAGGAGGAGAUACGAAAGCGAGAGCUAGAGGCUGUGAGGCAAAAAAAUGACGGCUUGGCGGAAGAAGUAGAACUUCUUAAGCUUAGACUUCAAGAACUGGAACAGCUGGCCCGGGGACGAGGACUCACUGGCAUUCUAAAUUUCAAACACAUUAUUAGUAAGGAAAAUGAAAAGACGGAGAAAACUGCUUGACCUGAUGAAAAGAAUAAUUACUUUUCACAGAUUUUUUUCCCAUUUAUCUGUGGCAUAAAUAUAGUUUUGACACAGUUUCUGAUUCAUUUGAGGAUCUCCUAAACAAGAAAAAAAUUUCACUACAGUUUGAAACUUCAAAUUCUGCAUUUGUAUUGAGGAUAUGGAUAUCUCACUGAUUGAAAUGUUCUCACCGUAUUAGUCAAAAUAAUCUGCAGAAACUGUAUAGUUUUUGGUGACAGUCAAAGAUGUGACGCGAUCAAAUGAGUGGAAAAUUUAUCAAAUCAAAUGUACCAUUUACUUUGUUAAGUCCACUCUGUAUUCCUUAAAAAAAAUAUUUUAUUUUUCACAUGGUUA